Galeopterus variegatus (Sunda flying lemur) is the source of this 3362-nucleotide messenger RNA. RefSeq names its product ankyrin repeat domain 40 (gene ANKRD40). The coding region runs from base 1 to 1053 and encodes 350 amino acids. NCBI's taxonomy places the organism in Eukaryota, Metazoa, Chordata, Mammalia, Dermoptera, Cynocephalidae. Gene Ontology annotation, molecular function: protein binding. The transcript has 5 exons. The record is from RefSeq and is a predicted model, not a curated record.
AUGCCGUGCGUCCGCGCGGACACGCCCAGGCCUGAGCGGCGAGGGCGGGCCCGGCUUCCGCGGCCGCCGGCGGGGCCUGCCAGGGCCGCACGGACCUGUUUACACUGGGCAUGUAAACGCAAUCAUCGUCAGGUGGUCUCUUACCUGUUAAAAUCAGGAGCUGACAAAGAGAUUCUUACCACAAAAGGAGAAAUGCCAGUCCAAUUAACAUCAAGGAGAGAAAUCAGGAAGAUUAUGGGAGUGGAAGAUGAUGAUGAUGAUGACAACCUCCCCCAGCUGAAGAAGGAGUCAGAACUGCCCUUUGUUCCCAACUAUUUGGCUAACCCAGCCUUCCCUUUUAUCUACAGCCCCGCAGCUGAAGAUUCAGCCCAGAUGCAGAAUGGGGGCUCCUCCACACCUCCUGCAUCACCCCCUGUAGAUGGCUCGCCUCCAUUGCUUCCCCCUGGGGAACCGCCCCUGCUAGGGGCCUUUCCACAGGACCACACCUCUUUGGCACUGGUUCAGAAUGGUGAUGUGUCUGCCCCCUCUGCCAUACUCAGAACACCAGAAAGCACAAAACCGGGGCCUGUUUGUCAGCCACCAGUGAGUCAGAGCUGCUCCCUGUUCUCUUCUGUCCCAUCCAAGCCACCAGUGUCUCUGGAGACUCAAAAUGGGACAUAUGCAGGUCCGGCGCCAGCAUUCCAGCCAUUUUUCUUCACUGGAGCAUUUCCAUUUAAUAUGCAAGAGCUGGUACUCAAAGUGAGAAUUCAGAACCCAUCUCUUCGAGAAAAUGAUUUCAUUGAAAUUGAACUAGACCGACAGGAGCUCACCUACCAAGAAUUGCUCAGAGUGAGUUGCUGUGAGCUGGGCGUUAAUCCAGAUCAAGUGGAGAAGAUUAGAAAGUUACCCAAUACUUUGUUAAGAAAGGACAAAGAUGUGGCUCGACUUCAAGAUUUCCAAGAGCUGGAACUGGUUCUAAUGAUAAGUGAAAAUAAUUUUCUGUUCAGAAAUGCUACGUCCACACUGACUGAAAGGCCUUGCUAUAACAGGAGAGCUUCAAAACUGACUUACUAAUGCAGCAGGGACUUUUAUCACUGACUAUUGUGACAGUGCUUGUCACCUCUGGGCCAAGGACAAGCCAUUGAUCUAAAUGCCUGUAUGCCCGGGAGGGCCCCUGGUGCCACUGCGUGGUAUACAUUAACAUCGUUCUGCCUGGGUAGGAGGCCCCUGACCCCCAAGCAGCGGUGCCACUCUUCCAAGCCUCUUGGUGCACAAUAAACCUAUCGCUUGAAACUUUGAACAGCCGAGAAGUGGUCUGGAGAGGCAGAAGCCAAAGGUUCUAUAUCCAGUGUGCUUUAUGUGGAGAAUGUAAGGAAGUUGUCUGAGCAGAAGCUGAGAGCGUGCAGAGACUGUUUCCAGUCAUUCCUGUUGAUGUGCACCUGAAGGCUGGCUGUGCUUUUCUUGGUGUUGCGCGCUCACAGCUCUCCUGAAAUUGUGAACUGACUAGAGAGGAAGACUGGGGAAAGCACAGGUACUAGACAAAUGAAUUUUAGUAUGGCUGUGAGGUUUCAUAUAACAUGUUUGUAAGUGUCACUCAGGUUUAAAGUAUUUAAGAAUACAGCUAACUAAUUGUAUAUAUGCUGUUAACCAAAAGAGCUUCCCCUCCCCCACUUUUUCCUUUGUAAACACUCAUGGAGGCUUCUGUGUCUCUAGACAGUCAUCUCUGCACUGACUCCCUUUCAUGGUCACUAGAGGGCUCUCUGAUGCUUUCUAAAAGAGCAAGCGCUUUUUUACUCCGAAGCGAUUUCUGUCAUCUGUGUAUUUAAUUGCACCGAAUGAGAAGAGCACAAACAUUGCCAGUCCAUGUUCUCCCCUUUCAUUUUCCACCAGAAAUGAAAAGCAAUUUUUGAGACUGAAUCUGUUGCUAUUUUAAAGGUUAUUGUGGGAAACUGAGCUAAAGGAGUUAACAUCUUUAUUUUUGUAUCAAAGAUAAAGGUUAUUUUGAAAUUAUUAGGAUUUUUACACAACUCUGGAAUCUGUUGCUUUUGUAAACAAAUUGUUUGAUCUUUGAGAUUCCCCCCUCCCCCAACCGAUCUACUUAACAAAGUCAAUUUGAGUCCACCAGACUUUGUUCUGAAAAACAAAACUUGAGCUUGGCAUAAGAAUUGUUUUAAAGAAUGCAUUCAAGGAUUCUUUUCCUUUUCUUCAGUGUCAUUACUGUUAAAAGAAAAGCCACUGUCUUGUUGAAACAAACAGCUUCACUUUAGAAAUAAAAACUAGCACACUUAGACAAACAGGAGAGCAGGGGUUUGAAGCCAGCUGCUAAAGAGCAUCCCUGCUGUCUUAAGAAGCUUUUUCCCCAUAGUGCCUAUAGUUUCCAAAGAAACUUAACUUCCUAACUGUGUUAACUUAAUUUUAUUAGAACACUACAAUUGAGUGAGAACGUGCAGAAGAUGUCAGUGGAGGAGAAUGUUGUGUUAAGAUAAUGGCCUCCUGCUGCUGCCUAAAUGCUGAAAUGAUGUUAAGGUGUUUUUCAAGGCCAACUUCAUGAAGUCACAUUGUUUAGUGACUUAAUUGUAUUCUAGCAAUUAUGCUGGUGACUUACUCACCCUUGUACAGUGUUUGCAUAGCAGAGUGAAGGUUACUUAUUACCCUCUUUUCUGGAGUGCUUUAAAGAAGAAACCACCCUUGUGUUUCAACAAAUUGGAAGCUAGUUCAUCUAGAUGUAGUCACCUUUUUUUUUCUUUGCUUUGAAAAAAGUUACAAUUUACUGAUACAAUUAAGUCUGGUUCUAUCCUAGAAGGAAUAAACUCAGUAUUAAUUCAUGUGUAAAUUACUGGGGUUAAAACUCAGCCACCCCCAAAAAAUAAAUAAAUAAUAAUAAUAAUAAUAAAAAAAACUCAGCCACCCAGAUUAUUAGAGGCUCUCAGACGCGGUGGAGGACCUGGCUGGGAGGUGGCCUACAGAGGAGUAGCUCCAGGACAUUUCCCAGGCUCAGAAACCGAGGCAAGCAAGGGUUUUGGUGUCUCAGGUGAGAGAUGGGUCUGAUGUGGCUCUGCCCUAUGCUGGUCUCUCUUCUCCUUUGUAAAAUCCUCUGUGGUCAACUGACUUCUGCAUAUAGCAUUGGGAUAAGACUGCACAGUUGCUGGUAGGUGAGUUUAAAGUCUUAAUCUAUGCAUUCAGAGAAAUAUUUUUAUAUGCUUUGUGUAAUUUAUAACAAGGAUUUUUUUUUAGCUUUGUUAACUGUAAAUUCACCCCUCUUCCUCCACUGCAUAUUUAAAGCAUGUGUUCACUGUGUGUAAACAUUCACUGAAGGUUUUUUUUUUGUGCACUGCUGACAGUUCAAACAUAACAAGUAUUAUUAAAAUUAAAUAUUAACUGAC